AUGUGGGGUUACCUGUCCCUGCUGCCUGCCUUCCUGGCCCUUUGGGCUAUUGCUGGAGUCUGGACCGUUUUUGCCCUUGCCGUGACCAACAAGUCUGUGAACCUCACCGAAGGUUUCCCCUAUAUCAGCCUCUGUGGAUCUUACCCCCCUCAGAGCUGCAUCUUCAGCCAGCUGCUGAACAUGGGAGCUGCUAUGGCCGCCUGGAUCUGCAUUAUCCGUUACCACCAGCUCCGGGACUGGGGAGUCGGAAAAUGGUUUAACCGGCUGAUCCUGUGGACGGGGCUUCUGUGUGCCCUGGGCACCUCCGUGGUGGGCAAUUUCCAGCAAAAGAACCAGCUGCCAACGCACCUGAUAGGGGCCUUCUUUGCCUUAUUCGUGGGCAACCUCUACUUCUGGCUGCAGCUUUUUCUCUUCUGGAGGAUGAGGAGCCUGCCCCAGCCUGGGGCCGCCUGGAUCGGACCGCUCCGCCUGGGCCUCUGCAGCCUCUGCACCAUCCUCAUGGUGGCCAUGGUCAUCCUCCAUUCCUGGCCGCUGCGCUCAGCCUCUGCUGCGUGUGAGUGGGCCAUCGCCACACUGCUGUUCACGCUCUUCGGCCUGUUUGCUGUGGAUUUUUCCUGCCUGGACGGCUGCACCCUAUGUCUCCAGCCGGGCCCCAGCCUCAGCCCCCCACCGGCCUCCCCCAUCUCCCUGCAGAUCCCCCUGUGA
This is a messenger RNA of Neomonachus schauinslandi (Hawaiian monk seal), 705 nucleotides long. It is a transcript of the gene TMEM150B, whose product is annotated as transmembrane protein 150B. NCBI's taxonomy places the organism in Eukaryota, Metazoa, Chordata, Mammalia, Carnivora, Phocidae. Bases 1 to 705 code for a protein of 234 amino acids. The record is from RefSeq and is a predicted model, not a curated record. The transcript is spliced from 6 exons.